This is a messenger RNA of Drosophila sulfurigaster albostrigata, 8307 nucleotides long. RefSeq lists its product as uncharacterized. NCBI's taxonomy places the organism in Eukaryota, Metazoa, Arthropoda, Insecta, Diptera, Drosophilidae. Gene Ontology annotation, molecular function: protein binding; GTPase activator activity. Gene Ontology annotation, biological process: activation of GTPase activity; regulation of small GTPase mediated signal transduction. The record is from RefSeq and is a predicted model, not a curated record. The transcript is spliced from 17 exons. Gene Ontology annotation, cellular component: cytoplasm.
UUAAAGAAAAAUUCAAAAAGAGUAUUUGAAAUACCAAAUAUUUUUUUUUUCUUAUUUAGCAAUAGUAAAAUCAAAGAAAAAAUGAAUAAUAACAAUAAUUAAAAAGAACCUGUGAAAUUUUGUGAAUUUGCAAAGACUAUUCCCACACAUUUUGUGCAAAAUUAAACGAAAACCGAAUCAAAAAUCAAAUAUAAUAAAAAAAGCAAACAGGAGGAACCCAAGGAACACGGAACACGACGGCAGAAGAACACCGAGGAUCAACGGGAAAAGCUCUGGAGAAGUGCAUGUCAGCUAAUGGCAAGAGCGAAAUAAGUUUCGUGUUAUAAGAAAAGGGAUCUGCCGAGCUGCAGUCACAGAACGCCAUGCGCCAUGUCAAAACUUCGGCAUUACAGGUCCAUGGAUCAGCCCUGCAGCAGCGUCGUCAUACGCAAAAAGAACCUGACAUCCGUAUGCUUCGUCUGCAACCUGCCCAUUAUGUCGCACCAGGUCGGCCUGGUGUGGCAAGGCGGCAACGGCUGGGACGACUUGGUGCGCGAACAGUUGGAAGAAUCGACGAUACGUCAACGUCUUGGCGGUCGUCGCGAUUCGGCGGCCCAAAUCACAACGCCGCCAAGUCAAUCGCCACCACCUGGCUUGCAGCGACGCCGUCGCAGCUCGUUGGCUCAAUUAACUGACAUUUUGCGCGAGUGGAGCGGCGGCACCAACAAGCAACAGCAGCAACAGACGCAACAGCAGGCCGCACGCAACAAGGCGCAAUUGAAUCGCCGCGAAACUCUCGCCGAUCUCGCUCGCAGUUUACCCUGGCGCACCUCAACCACCGAUGCCAGCACUGGAGCCGGCGGUAGCGGCGGCAACACCAACACCGGAAAUACCACAUAUGUUACUCCGCGCAAGCGUCGCGAAUCGAGCGCCGAUUCAGGGAUACGCAGCAUGCGAUCGCGACGCGAUUCCAACACCGCCGAGUUUGUCAAGCACUGGAAUCGACGCGAGAGCACCACCGUUGAGGAGCAGCCAUCGUCGUCGGGUGGCGGCGUCGUUGUGCCUGUUGUCAUCGAGUGCACCAAGAGUGCCUCGCGACGCGGCUCAGGCGAAAGCUACCUGUCGAGCAGCCGUCGCGACAGCAAUGUUGCCGGCCGCGUGACAACGCCGCCUCCACCACCCAAAUACCAAGUGACCAAGAAGCGUGACUCGCUCGCCGCACCGGAAUUUCCCAAUUUCCGGCAGGAGCAACGUCCAUCGACUAGCUCCGCCGGCUCCUGCUCCGACUCUGUGCCACUAAUCUCAACCAGCACUUAUCACCACCAGCAGGUGGACUCCGCCUGUCAGGCCCUGCCGCCACCGACCAUCAUCACCAGCUCGGUGACGCCGCCAGCAACGAGUCCGACGGCGCCGAAGGGUCGCCGCGAUUCGACCACCCAAUGCGGUCGGGUCAAUCGACGCGACUCGAAGGCGGGCAUCAGUCCCGAGCGUGCGCCGCGCUUGCAGCGUUUGCAGCGUCAGGCGACGGCCUUCGAUGAGAGCUGUUUGCCCGGCGGCAGUCGACGCGGCUCGCAGCCCGCUUUGAGUCCCGAUCCGCCCGAGGAGGGCGAACGCCGGACGUCGCGACGUGACUCACUGUCGCCGGACAGCGCAUCGCGCGGAGGUCGCCGUGAUUCCCGUACGCAUCUCUCACCGGAUCGUUCCCAUGAACGCGACGGCAGUCCACGGCGUCAUACGCUGCGACGCCAGAGCAGCUCGGCGGCACGAUCGCCACGCUCACCGGACUCAAACAGUUGCUCGUCGUCCCGGGAUCCCAGUCCGUGCUCCCGCCCGCCGCCGUUGACCACCGUCGAGCAGAAUCAACGGCCGGCGAUUAGGCGGCAAUCGACCACGGAGGAAAUUUUAAUCGCCCGGGGAUUUCGACGCCAAUCCACCACCGAGGAGAUGAUACGUUGUCGCAAUUUUCGACGCCAAAGCUCCCAGAGCGAUGAUGUCUGUCGCUAUCGUGGCAGACGCGACUCUUCGGCGCAGAUUAUUGACGGCACCAUCGGCACCAUGACCGUGGAAACAACCAGCACUUUCUUUGACUCCAGUACACAGACCGAACCUUCGCCACUGUACGAUAACAAUCACUAUCAUGAGGAAUGUCUGCGCUGCAAUUCUUGUGGUCUCAAUUUGACUGGUCCAAACCAGAAACGCGCCCGAAGGUUCAAGAAUCAAAUACUCUGCGAUCUGCACUUUGCCGACGUGGCCCUAAUGGAGUGCUCCGAUUUUAUGCAACAGCUGCGCAGCUUCAAGCCACAAUCGCUGGGCUGUGCGGUUGCCAGGCGCAAAAGCUCAACGACAUUAAUAUUUCCACUGCCGCCGCAAGCUUGUUCAGAUGAAUUCUGUGAGGAGUAUCCACACAAUUUGAUGCCCACACCCGGCUAUUGGAUAGAAUGUUCGAGGCAAAAGAUAACGCUGCCCACACCGCAUACGAUCUGGGAUGAGAGCGAUUCGGAGCAUGAGGAUAUACGGGCUGGGAGUGCCAGCGAUGCGUAUUUGGAGCGCGAAUGCAGUGAUCUCUAUGAGGACGAUGAGGACUCGGAGGCAACGCCAAGUCCGAGAAAGAAAACGACCAUCGAGGAGCAAUGGGAUCAGCAGGGAGCAUUCGAAUUGAUCUCUGUGGAGCAGGAGACGUACGAGAAGUAUUUCUAUGGCACCGAACAUUGGAAUUACUUUACAAGUGAUGAGGAUCUCGGUCCCGUCAUACUAUCCAUCAAGCAGGAGACGCUCAAUGGACGCGAUCAGUUUCGCAUUCUGGUGCGAGCUGGUUCCUAUACGGUCCAUGGACUGAUACCGGCCUCCUGUGUCUUUGCCGACAGAUACAAUCGCGAGGAGGUAGUUAGAUCUUUAGGUAAAGAAGUUAAUUUAAAUCCACCUUUAACAUUAGGACAAUUACCCGAUACGCCAGAAGAAUUACUAAAAUUAGAUCAGGUUUUUAUUAAAUCCGAAUUAAAAGUUGGCGUCAUUUUCGUCAAAGAGGAUCAAUAUUCGGAAGAGCAAAUUCUGGACAAUAAUGAAAAUUCACCGCUCUUCGAUGAGUUCCUCACGCUGCUCGGCGAUCGUGUUCGACUCCGUGGCUUUGAUAAAUACAAAGGUGGCCUUGAUACGGUGCAUGACCUAACAGGUCUAUUCUCCGUUUAUACCAACUGGCGCAACAUCGAGAUCAUGUUCCAUGUGUCCACUCUGCUGCCAUACGAGAAACACGAUCCACAGAAAUUGCAACGCAAGCGACACAUUGGCAAUGACAUCGUUUGCGUAGUGUUCCUCGAGGCGGACAACACCCGCUUCAGUCCCGCCUGCAUCAAAAGUCACUUUCUGCACACCUUCAUAUUGGUGCGUGUCUCGGCGCGAAUCAAACACAAGCCCACACGCUACGAGGUGUCUGUGGUGACACGUGACGAGGUGGGCGCCUACAAGCCCUACCUCUGGGAGCAGUCGGUGUUCGAGAAGGGUCCCAUGUUUCGUGAAUGGCUGUUGACGAAGAUUGUGAAUGGAGAGCGUGCCUCGUAUUCGGCGCCGAAGUUUGCCAGGAUGCAGGAGCGAACGCGCUCCCAGAUGUUGGAGGAUCUGGUGAUGAAUCUAUCGAAUCAUGCGGAGACUGGACAAAUACCGAAGCCCUAUAGACGCGGCUCCUGGCGGCCCAUUGGCCACAUGAGACCUUCGUCGCCGCUGCUGGACUCGGUGCGAGAUCAAUUUGAAGACUACGAUCAGCUAGCCAAAGACUUUACGCGUGUAUUUCUAAAUGAAGAACCAUCGUGCCUCACAAAUGCCCAUCUCUUCGAUGUGGUCUUUCUGGUGGGUCAGUCCAAGCAGAAGGCACGCCUCAUUGGUGUGCGUGCCAUCUUGGGAGUACGCAGUCGCGUUUUUCAGGAAAUGCUGUAUGGCAUACAGACUGGCUUUGGCUCACCGCAAAUUCCGGUCGCUGAGAUCUUUGCACGUCCGGCACCGUCGCUCGUCUCGCCGCAGAACCAAAAGCCGAAGAGCAACAACUAUCUGACCGUACCGGACUCGGAUUCGAUUCGACCGAAGAGCGUGCCAUCGUCGCCGAUGGUGAAGCGAGCAUUCUCGAGGCUGGGGACGAUAACCGCUGGCUGGGGGCGAUCGAUAAGAAAUAAGAAUUCGAAUCAGUUGAAUCCGGAUGAUAAAAAGAAAUGGAUAUCGUCGACGGAUUGUUCGAACAGAGAUAGUAAAGACAAGGACAAGGACAAGCCGGGCAACAAUCAGUUGGCGGUGCCGCGUCUCUCCGUCUGCGCCGAUGCCCAGAAAGUGGACCGCGCCAAGCUCGCACAGACCGAGUUCAACAUCAUCGAGUUCGACCCGGACACGUUUCGAGUGCUGCUCGACUAUCUACACACUGGCACUUGCCCGUUGACCUGUGUCUCCAUACCAGGUCUACUGUGCGCGGCGGAGCAUUACGAUCUGCCGGAGCUGCUGCAGGCGUGCUUCCAUCACUGCAAGCAAUUUUUGAGGAUCGAAGUCGUCUGUCCAAUGCUGAUUUCGCUGGAGAAUUACUACUGGCGCUACACAUCCGCUUCCGAGUUGGUCAACAUGAUACUAUCGUUCGUUGAGAGCAAGGCGCAUUCGCUGUUCAAAUGCCCCGAAUUUUUGAAUCUGUCCGAGUCGAUGGUGCAGAUGAUUAUGUGCCGGGAAUUGCAGACACCGGAGAUCCGUAAAUUUGAGGCAAUGCUGGCGUGGGCACAGAACAAGGUGGGAAAGCUAAAGAAUCAUCCCAAUAAGGAUACACAAUUUGAAUUUGAGUGCAUCAUGGAGCGUUUGACGCGGGAUUUGAAUCUAUGCCGCAUUUCGCCCAGCGAACUGCUCACCGUUGUUCUGCCCUCGAAGUCGAUGAAGAACGAACGGAUCAUGGAGACGCUCAUGGUGCAGGUGAAUUUAGGCACCUAUCGCAUGCCCGAGCUGGAUGCGUAUCGUCAGCAGUUGCGACAGCAGGAGUCCGCCGAGGCCACCGUGCAAGUCCAUCGGGGUGGAUGAGACAGUAAGAAUGUGAGUUUCGAUUUGGAUCAGCCACAACAGCAGCAGCAGCAGCAGCAGCAACAGCAGCAACAACAACAGCAGCAACCACAACAUCAGCAGCAGCAGCAGCAGCAACAACAACAGUUGGCGCUCAAUUUGAGUGACAACAACACAACAACAGGAACAACAACAAUAACAACACCGGACUACAACAACACUGGACUGUUAACACCAAACCAAACUGGCGCCAUUGGCGGCAUUGGCAUUGGCAUUAACAUUGGCACCGGCAGCUGUGCCAUCCAAAUGGAUGCACGCGCCUAUGCCAUGGCCUCCGUUGCCGUUGCACUUGAGCAUCAACAGCAGCAACAGCAACAGCAGCAGCAGCAGCAACUGCAACAGCUGCAACAACAGCAGCUGCAACAGCUGCAGCUGCAGCAUAAUACACCACGCGAUGCCACCGACGAUGAGGUCGAGCUGUAUGCCAGCUUUGAUAUGGCGCCCAGCACCAGCCGUGUGGCAGCCCAAAUGCAGGCUGCCAAGGAGGCGAGACGCAAGCGUUGGGCCGCCGAUGGCGCCAGCCAAGGCAGCAGCGAUGGCGGCGGCUGUGCCAGCCAAGGCAGCCAAGGUAGCGGAAGACGUUACUAAACAGCAACACCACAACAACAACAACAACAACAAAGCAUCAACACACACAUCAAAUCACUCACACACACACACAACUUGAACUGAACUUCUACAGAGCAAUACUCAACCAGACUUUCAACAACACUUGCCAAAGACUAAGCCACAAAAAUUCGAUAAUUUGAAAAUUCAAAAAAAAAAAGGAUGACAAAAAAUACCCUUGCAGUUAGUAGUUGAUGUGAGUUUGUUGUUGGUUUUUUUUUUAGCAACUUUAGUAAUUAAGUACUUAAUCAUGAGCAUAUAAAGCAUUCUCGUUCUUUCAUUUCACACGACUUAAGCGCUGUUCCCAGUCGAACGAAUUAAAUGAGCUGAGAAUAAGCUUUAGAUUUCACAAGUUUCACAAAUUUUAGUGUGACCAUUUCAGCCACUUUUGUGUGCCUAAAUUUGGCACGGAAAUGGUUAGAAACAAUAAAUUUAUGGCCACACUGAACAAUCGUUUAUUAAAUUGACUAAAUUAUUGAAAGAAAUAGAUGAACAUAAAACUAAAGAAAUUAUAUUACAACUUGGUUGUUAUAAUUAUCUAUUUUUUUCGUUUUCUUAAAAUCUGAUUGGAAUGUCGAUACCCUUUAAUUAUUUUAUGCUGGGAACUGAAGAACUGAACGAAAUUUCACCACAAAAUUAUUCACAAUCGUUUUGUUUUUAUAAGGAGUUGUAUGGAAAAUAAUCACAUUUUCCAAUGUUUUAGUGGUGUGAUCAUGAAGUUUUUGCUUUUUACCCUUUCCGUGACAAAUGUAGGCACACAAAAUUUGCUAAAUACGGUCACUAUAAAAUAUAUUGAACUUGCGAAAAAUAUAAAUUUUUUGCAGGUCAUUUUUUUGCACAUCAGGAAACAGCGCUUCAAACGCAGUUCACAUUAAAAUCUCAUUUGAAAACAACAUCAAGCAAAUUACAUACAUAUAUAUCCAAUUAGCAACAAUACGCUUUACGCUUACUACUCUUGCAUAGUCUAAAAUAUAUCGUGUUUUAGACAUCAAUGUAGAGCAGUAAUGUAGGUAACCGAAACACCAACCAGACUUGCAGCAACACUUGCCAAAGAUAAUGACAACAAAAAAGAAUAUCUAAAAAAAAACAAAAAGCUCUAACUGUCUCAAAAUGAAAAGAUCCCAGAUUUGAUAUGAAAAUGAUAUUGAAAUACCUAUGAAACUUCUACAUAAAUCCCAACAGAAUUAUUAAGAAAUUAUAUAUAAAUAUCAGACAUUAAUUUAUAAUUCCCCACUAAAAUAUUUAUAUUUUAUAGAAUUAAUUGAGUUCAGCUUCUAAAUAAAAAAAUGCCCAUUAAACUCGGCUUUAAAUCCAAACAAAAUUAAUAAUGAUCAGACAACAUUCAUUUUUAGUUUUGUUCAAGAAAAUAAACUUUUAAAAUAUUUAUACUUUGUCUCAAUUUGCCAUUUAAUUUCUUUAAAUUUUUUUAUGUAGAAUUUCGAACAAAAAUUGAUAUAUUACAGUUAUAGCCCAAACUUACUAGUCCCAAAAACGUUCAGCAAAAGCCCUAAAGAGAUAUUUUUCCCAGACUAUACCCAAAUAUUUGGCAUUGUAAAUAAAAUAAAAUUUCUCCCUCCCUUCAAAAACAAAAGCAGACAGAAAAGAGAAAUAAAUGUACUCGAAAAAUUUUGACAUAAACGUAACGUUGUCAUUUAGUUCUAAUCUAAUGCUGAAUCCACAAAAGAUGUUCUAUUAUUAAAAUGUGCUUAUAGAAUUUCUGUAGAGCCAAGAUUAUGAUUAUGAUGAUCCCCUAUAAAUGAGAGUCAAGUUUACCUCGCUCCGAACUCAUGCAACAGGGAACUAGUCUAUGCAUAAUCGUAAAAUAAGUUCUUCUUAAUAUAGUACUCUAGUUAAAUUCGAUUUGAAAGCUGAUGUUUGAUUUCAAUUUCAAAAUUUUCGAUAUUACUUUACGUUAGUUCAAUAUGCUUCACUUACUUUUUAUCAUUUCCAAACGUCGUCAAAAACAAAUCCAGGCAAUUGUACAUAAUAAUCCUGAAAAACAAAAAUAACUUUAAAUAUAAUCAAAUAGUAGAUACUUAUGUAUGUAAUUAUAAUGAGCCGAUGUCAAGUAGAAGAAUUGAAAGAAAUCGAAAUUCCAAAUUUGGAAGGAAUCGGACCUCAAAAAAGACAAAAACAAAAUCAAUAUGUUAAUUUAAAUUUGUGCGUUUUACUUUUAACAACUGCAAGGGUAUCAGAGAUAUAUAAAUUAAACAUAAAAAAUAUGAUAACCAAAUUGAAUAUAUAAACUGACCUGAAUUGAAACCAAUGUGUAUGUGCAUGUGCAUGUGUGUGUGUGCGUCUAACCCACCGCUCAAGAGCACCCCAAAAGAAAGACGGAAGGAAAGGAAAGGAACCAAUCAAGAAGAAAAUUAUAUAGAAGAAAAGAAUUCUAAAUCCAAAUCGAAGCUGACAUUAUUAACUCUUACAUUCACCCCGCAAGACAAAAAUUAAGAAUGAACAAAAAAAAAAAAAAUAAUAAUAAUAAUAAUUGAGAGAGACAUGAAAAACAAAAAGCGAUAAGCAUUUUCUACAAGUAUUAACCUAUGAUUAAAGCGUAUAUACAAACAAAAAAAAAAACAAAAACAAAAACUAUAUAUAUACAAAAUUUAUAUAUAUAUGUAACCAUUUAGUUUGAGAAAUUUGGCAAAA